UUCUAACUCUCACUGCUCUUUCUCUCUUUGAAGAUGUGACUGCCAUUAUCUUCGUGGUGGCCAGCAGCAGCUACAACAUGGUCAUUCGGGAGGACAACCAGACCAACCGCCUGCAGGAGGCUCUGAACCUCUUCAAGAGCAUCUGGAACAACAGAUGGCUGCGCACCAUCUCUGUGAUUCUGUUCCUCAACAAGCAAGAUCUGCUCGCUGAGAAAGUCCUUGCUGGAAAAUCGAAGAUUGAGGACUACUUUCCAGAAUUUGCUCGCUACACUACUCCUGAGGAUGCUACUCCCGAGCCCGGAGAGGACCCACGCGUGACCCGGGCCAAGUACUUCAUUCGAGAUGAGUUUCUGAGAAUCAGCACUGCUAGUGGAGAUGGGCGCCACUACUGCUAUCCUCACUUCACCUGCGCUGUGGACACUGAGAACAUCCGCCGUGUGUUCAACGACUGCCGCGACAUCAUCCAGCGCAUGCAUCUUCGUCAGUACGAGCUGCUCUAAAGAGGGAACCCCCAAAUUUAAUUAAAGCCUUAAGCACAAUUAAUUAAAAGUGAAACGUAAUUGUACAAGCAGUUAAUCACCCACCAUAGGGCAUGAUUAACAAAGCAACCUUUCCUUUCCCCGAGUGAUUUUGCGAAACCCCCUUUUCCCUUCAGCUUGCUUAGAUGUUCCAAAUUUAGAAAGCUUAAGGCGGCCUACAGAAAAAGAAAAAGAAAAAAAGGCCACAAAAGUUCCCUCUCUCUUUUCAGUAACUAAAAUAAAAGCAGCAAACAGAAAUAAAGAAAUAAAUGAAACAAAUGAAAUAAAAAAUGAAAUAAAUGAAAUAAAUAUUGUGUUGUGCAGCAUUAAAAAAAAUCAAAAUAAAAAUUAAAUGUGAGCAAA
Messenger RNA from Marmota flaviventris (yellow-bellied marmot), 881 nucleotides. NCBI's taxonomy places the organism in Eukaryota, Metazoa, Chordata, Mammalia, Rodentia, Sciuridae. The record is from RefSeq and is a predicted model, not a curated record.